Molecule: messenger RNA, 2252 nt
Organism: Labrus mixtus (cuckoo wrasse)
Lineage: Eukaryota; Metazoa; Chordata; Actinopteri; Labriformes; Labridae
Gene: nsfl1c
Product: NSFL1 (p97) cofactor (p47)
Exons: 9
Coding region: 37-1170 (377 amino acids)
Biological process (GO): membrane fusion; autophagosome assembly; Golgi organization
Cellular component (GO): cytosol; nucleus
Molecular function (GO): ubiquitin binding
Source: RefSeq, a predicted model, not a curated record
GUGGAGGCGGACGAGUCGUAGAAGGAGCAAAUCAAAAUGGCGAGCCAAGAGGAGUCUGUGGAGUCUGUGAGGGAAUUCGUCGCAGUUACUGAUGUGGACGAGGAGAGGGCUCGGUUUUUCCUGGAGUCCGCCGGCUGGAAUCUGCAGCUUGCGCUUGCCAGUUUCUUUGAGGAUGGGGCUGAUGACGACAUUGUGACGCUUCCCCAACCUGAAGGGGGCUCCUCGGUGUCCCGCUCUGCUGGGCCAAGCGCCCAGCCCAGAGUGACCUCCUUCAGAGAUCUGAUGCAUGAGGCAGAGGAGGAGAGUGAUGAGGAGGAAGGCCAAAGGUUUUUUGCCGGGGGAUCAGAGCGCAGUGGGCAGCAGAUUGUCGGGCCUCCCAAGAAGAAGAGUUCCAAUGAAGUGGUGGAGGACUUGUUCAAGGGGGCCAGAGAACACGGGGCUGUGCCUCUUGACAAGACCGGUAAAGGGCCAGGAGAGCCUGGCAAAGCCAAGGCCUUUCUUGGUGGAGGCUACAGGCUAGGCGCAGCUCCUGAGGAAGAGUCAGCCUAUGUGGCUGGAGAGAGACGAGCCUCCAACAGCCAACAGGAUGUACAUGUGGUGUUGAAGCUGUGGAAGACGGGCUUCAGUCUGGAUAAUGGUGAACUCAGAAACUACAGUGAUCCAGGCAAUGCCAACUUCCUUGAGGCAAUCAGAAGGGGGGAGAUUCCCCUGGAGUUGAGGCAGCGGUCUCGAGGGGGUCAGGUCAACCUCGACAUGGAGGAUCAUAGGGACGAAGACUUCUCUAAACCCAAGGUGGCCUUCAGGGCCUUUGGGGGAGAGGGACAGAAGUUGGGAAGUGCCACCCCAGAUUUGACCACACCCCCAACCACCUCCCAGCAAGACCAGUCUGCUACUGAGGCCCAGGCCAGCACCUCUGUAAACCUUGACUCCUCCCAGCCCGUCACCAACAUUCAGAUCCGACUGGCUGAUGGCGGCAAGCUUGUCCAAAGGUUUAACCAUACCCACAGGGUGUCUGACCUGCGUCAGUUUGUGGUUGCAGCUCGGCCCACCAUGGCUGCCAGAGAGUUUGUUCUCAUGACAACCUUCCCCAACAGGGAGCUGUCGGACGAGAGCCAGACGCUGCAGCAGGCCAACCUCCUCAAUGCUGUCAUCGUCCAGCGACUAAAGUGAAGCAGGGUUAGAGCAAUCCCCCCCCGGUGGUGUAGCUGAGUAACUUCAGCCCGGUGAAACCUGCUGCCCCUUCUGAGGGAGGAGAAAACACAGACUUAUGUAUGGACUUCUGAUUUCUGAUUUAUUGUUUUUCUAAAGUGAAAAAAAUAACAUUCUGUUCCCCAGACACCCACCUUUCCCCUCCCCUCUCUGUGGUCUGUGACAGGCAGUAAAGACGGGGAAACUAAAAAUCUAAAAAUGGAAAAGAGUUUAUUUAAGAGCUGUAGAAAAGCCUACGGACAUGCUCGUCUUGUGGUUUUGAUUGGGAUGUGUACCUGACAGAAUUAGAUGGUUGAAUCCCAAUAAAAACAUGGCAGCAGUCCAGCUUUCUGAAGACAAGUCAAGCUGCAGAGAUGUUAACUAAACCUGGCUCCUUUUUCCAUUUAACUGCGAUCCACUUCCCUUCUUUAUCAGCUUUCCUUUGGCCCCUUCACUUAUGUUUACUAUCAGGUUCCGGGGCCACAAAGAAUUGAUGCAGCGGCAGUCUCCCAGUUUGUUUCCGUCUCAACAGCACAAACCAGAACCAAGUAAAGAUUAUUAGUUUUAUUAAGGUAAAAGUACAUGUGCACAGUGAUGUUUUGUACUAGUUCCAUUUCUCUCCACAUAUAAUCUUUAUGGAGAGAGAAGUGUUAUGAUGUUACAAAACACUAAGGGUUUUCCUUCUCCAAACCAACCGAUACCAGUAGCCUUACGCUCCUCUUCUCACAUUCAGCGCUACACCUCUCCCUUUUGUUUAAAUAAAGAUGGAAUUAUUUUUUUAAACUGCCUUUUUUUUCCUUUCUUAUUUCCUUUACAGAUUGUUGAAUUGUCCCAGUUACACAGUUGCAUUUUGAUAUUGUGUAAAAUGAAGAAAAAAACAGUUACACAUGGCUUUAUUAUUGAACCAAUGGUUGAGCAGAAGAACAUAUAGAUUGUAAACACUGGUUUGUAGUAGUGGAAGUGGAUACCAUUGACACACUGACAUCUUCUAUGCAUCCUGGGACAACACAGAAAUAUGUUUGGACCUCUGGUAAAAUAAAUCCAUUUUAUGGUUGAUGUAAGAA